Molecule: messenger RNA, 1337 nt
Organism: Rhodotorula graminis WP1
Lineage: Eukaryota; Fungi; Basidiomycota; Microbotryomycetes; Sporidiobolales; Sporidiobolaceae
Exons: 8
Coding region: 29-1039 (336 amino acids)
Biological process (GO): lipid metabolic process
Molecular function (GO): phosphoric diester hydrolase activity
Source: RefSeq, a predicted model, not a curated record
CGCCCUUCGUCACUCGUCUCGGUCCGCCAUGUCGCCCGCGCCCAAACCCACUCUCGAGCGUAACCCGUCGUCCCUCGAGCGCGUCCCGCUCUGCUGGGGUCACCGCGGGGCCUCGGCCGCCUUCCCCGAGAACACGCUCGCCAGCUUCGAGGCCGCCAUCCGCGACGGCGCAGAAGGCAUCGAGUCCGACGUCCACAUCUCGGCCGACGGCGAGAUCCUCGUCUUCCAUGAUCCUCGCGUCGACCGCACGACCGACGGCACGGGCCGCAUCGCGACGCAGAACUACCACGGCGGCCUCGACCAGCUGCGCACGGUGCAGGCGCCGCACCAGAAGAUCCCGCUCCUGCGCGAGACGCUCGACCUCUUGAUGCAGCCCGCCAACGAGCACGUCCUCCUCAACAUCGACGUCAAGGUCGACAACGACCCGGAGCGCCUGUUCACCAUCAUGAAGGACAUCAUCUCGUCGUACCCCGAUUUUGAGACCAAGCUCGCGCCCCGACUGCUUCUCGGCCUGUGGCACCCCAAGUACGUCGAGCCGGCGCAGCGCCUCCUGCCCGACGUGCGCCGCGCCCACAUCGGCAUGUCGCCCGCGCUCGCGCGCAAGUACUUCUGGGACGCGUGCUGCACGUUCAGCAUGAGCUUUGCGAGCAUGGUCAACUCGGAGGGCGCGUCGUUCCGCGACGAGUGCCGCAAGGCCGGCAAGGAGAUCACCGUCUGGACCGUCAACGACCGCCGCGAGAUGAUCGAGGCGACCAAGUGGGGCGUCAAGGCGAUCCUGACGGACCGCACCAAGGCGCUUCUCGAGCUGCGUCACGAGAUGGAGCAGGACUGGGACAAGGUCGCCAAGGAGACGAGCAGCCUCUUCUCGUGGACGAGCUUCUGGUACCUCGGCAUCGCCAACUACCUCAUCUCGUCGUGGGAGGCCUACCUCCUCACCAAGGUCGGUGGCGCCUUCUACCCGGUCCCGCCUUCGCCGACGCUCAAGCCUGUCGCCGCACCGCCGCCCGUUCCCGCCGUCGUCGCCAAGGUCGGCGCAUAGCCCUCGCUCCCCAUACCCUCUCCCCCCUCUCCUCUCCUCGUUCAUAGACCUCCCUCUCUGCCUCUCUCGACCUUUUCGUGCCCCGUGCCCCGUCUCGUCCCCCUUGUUGCGACCCCUGCCUCGUUUCUCCCUCUUUCUACUUUUCGCCGUCGCCCUCGACUUGUGUACGUCCUCACCCUCUUUCGGUCUCUCCUCCCUCUUUGCUUAGCUCCCCCUUCCCGCCUUCUCGUCCUCGCCGCUGCGGCGACUGCAUGUAGACGCCCCUGCUCUUCCUGAAUAUGAAUCCUUGCGACUCUCC